CGGGAACCUCUCUAUUCUCUCAAUCGACAAACUUGACUUAAGGAUUCCAAACGUCGUCGCAUGACUUGUAACUCUGCACCAUUGCUAAUCUAACAUCUCAUUCUCCAAAAACUCAGGAACUCGAACUAUCUUCCACAACUCACGAAAAUGUUUCUCUUAAAGACAUGGAGAUCAACCGCUUUUGGGGUUUAUGGCUACAUGAAUUUCACCAAGAGUGGUUUCUUAGAUCAUUCAAAGAAGUUUAAACCUGAAGAUAUGCAGUUACAAAUUGAAGGAAAGAAUUGUGUAGUUACUGGAGCUAAUUCAGGUAUUGGUUUUGCUGCUGCAGAGGGUCUUGCUUCACGUGGAGCAACUGUUUACAUGGUGUGCCGGAACAAGGAAAGAGGACAAGAGGCUCUUUCUAAGAUUCAAACCUCAACAGGAAACCAAAAUGUGUACUUGGAAGUAUGUGAUUUGUCUUCCGUUAAUGAAAUCAAAUCAUUUGCUUCGAGUUUCGCUUCCAAGGAUGUUCCGGUUCAUGUGCUGGUUAAUAAUGCUGGUUUGCUUGAGAACAAACGUACUACUACACCUGAAGGAUUCGAGUUAAGUUUUGCGGUGAAUGUACUUGGGACAUACACAAUGACAGAGUUGAUGCUUCCAUUGUUGGAGAAAGCAACACCAGACGCCAAAGUCAUUACAGUUGCCUCUGGUGGAAUGUACACUUCGCCGCUUACUACAGAUCUUCAGUUUAGUGGUGAAAAAUUUGAUGGAGUGGAACAAUACGCACGGAACAAAAGAAUCCAGGUGGCUCUGACAGAAAAAUGGGCUGAUAAGUACAAAAAUAAAGGCAUAGGGUUCUACUCAAUGCACCCUGGCUGGGCUGAGACACCAGGUGUUGCCAAGAGUUUACCGAGUUUCAGUGAAUCGUUCGCGGGUAAGCUUAGAACAAGCGAACAAGGAGCCGAUACAAUCGUUUGGUUAGCACUGCAGCCAAAAGAGAAGCUUGUCUCUGGUGCAUUCUAUUUCGAUAGAGCUGAAGCACCAAAACAUCUAAAGCUUGCAGGUACAAGCAAGUCUCAUGACCUUAUUGACUCAGUCAUUGAUUCUGUGCAUUCCAUGGCAGCUCUUAAUCCUUAAAUGUCCAUCUUCGACAUAGUUUUUUUCUUGAAAAUAAAAUGUGAUUGCACGUAACAGUAUUAGUCUUUUCUCAUUAUUGUGGAAAUAUUAUAGUAUGGAAUAUUUAUAUCUUUUAC
Messenger RNA from Arabidopsis thaliana (thale cress), 1232 nucleotides. RefSeq names its product NAD(P)-binding Rossmann-fold superfamily protein. NCBI's taxonomy places the organism in Eukaryota, Viridiplantae, Streptophyta, Magnoliopsida, Brassicales, Brassicaceae. The record is from RefSeq and is marked reviewed. The coding region runs from base 148 to 1116 and encodes 322 amino acids. The transcript has 10 exons.